Molecule: messenger RNA, 689 nt
Organism: Gastrolobium bilobum
Lineage: Eukaryota; Viridiplantae; Streptophyta; Magnoliopsida; Fabales; Fabaceae
Product: protein EARLY RESPONSIVE TO DEHYDRATION 15-like
Exons: 2
Coding region: 75-494 (139 amino acids)
Source: RefSeq, a predicted model, not a curated record
GCAUCAUCGACUUUGUCACUUUAGCUUUCAUCCUUAUAUACUUGAGUUAGCGUACGGAGUGUCACAGCAAAGCAAUGGAAGUGAUUUACGGUGCAAGAUCCUUUUCCUCGUCGACCUUGAAUCCUAAUGCUCCCAUGUUCGUGCCCCGAGCUUAUCGGACGGUGGAGGAUUUCUCGGACGAAUGGUGGGCCCUCAUACAUUCCUCCCCAUGGUUUCGCGACUACUGGCUCCGCGAGCGCUUUCAAGAUCCUGAAGACCAAAACGACGACGCCUCCUUUUCCGAUCUUGAGUUGGACGACGAAGAUUCACUCUUUCACGUCCAUCAACUAAAUCCGCAGAAUGAAAAUGAAGGAGAAGGGAAAGAGUUGGUGACGUUGGGAUCGCUUAAGUGGCGAAGAUUUGAAGGGUGGGUUGAAUCGCCAAGGUAUGUGGAAAAGGCUCCAAAGAUUGUGAAAUCCAGAGUGAGUCCACGGGCUAUUCACCAGCCCAGGUAGAUGGUACAACUACAACUACAACUACAACUACAACCCAGUUUGAUGUACAUAUAGAGAGCCAUACACCAUGGCUUCAGAUCUUUCUUUAGAUUUUCCAUUUCCAUUUCCAUUUUCAUGCUUAUGUUAGUGUUGUUCACUUGUUGAUCUUUUUCUUCUUUUAUUUAUCUCAAUGGAUAUUAUCGGUUAAUAUGACAA